Messenger RNA from Pyrus x bretschneideri (Chinese white pear), 1504 nucleotides. RefSeq names its product meiotic recombination protein DMC1 homolog. Lineage: Eukaryota; Viridiplantae; Streptophyta; Magnoliopsida; Rosales; Rosaceae. The coding region runs from base 92 to 1129 and encodes 345 amino acids. Gene Ontology annotation, biological process: chromosome organization involved in meiotic cell cycle; mitotic recombination; DNA recombinase assembly. Gene Ontology annotation, cellular component: condensed nuclear chromosome; nucleus. The record is from RefSeq and is a predicted model, not a curated record. Gene Ontology annotation, molecular function: ATP hydrolysis activity; ATP-dependent DNA damage sensor activity; ATP binding. The transcript is spliced from 15 exons.
CCUCCCUCACAUCCCUCCACAUUUCAAAAAUCCAAACCUCUCUCGUUUCCCAGAAGCCAAACACUCACUCAAUCGUUCAACCACAACAAAGAUGCUCGCUACUCUCAAGGCCGAAGAGCAGAGCCAGCAGCUGCAGCUCGUCGAGCGCGAGGACAUUGAGGAUGAAGAGGACCUGUUCGAAGCGAUCGACAAGUUGAUUGCUCAGGGAAUCAAUGCCGGAGAUAUUAAGAAGCUUCAGGAUGCAGGGAUCUACACCUGCAAUGGCUUGAUGAUGCAUACGAAGAAGAACUUGACUGGAAUCAAAGGAUUAUCAGAGGCAAAAGUUGAUAAGAUAUGCGAAGCCGCUGAAAAGAUAGUGAACUUUGGAUAUAUUACUGGAAGUGACGCUCUGAUCAAAAGAAAGUCGGUGAUUAAGAUUACAACCGGAAGCCAUGCCCUUGAUGAACUCCUAGGCGGUGGAGUUGAAACUAUGUCAAUCACGGAAGCGUUUGGAGAAUUCCGGUGUGGGAAAACACAGCUUGCUCAUACUCUCUGCGUUUCUACACAGCUUCCCACCAACAUGAAGGGAGGGAAUGGAAAAGUUGCUUACAUUGAUACUGAAGGAACCUUCCGACCUGAUCGAAUUGUGCCAAUAGCUGAAAGAUUUGGCUUGGAUCCAGGAGCUGUCCUGGACAAUAUCAUUUAUGCUCGUGCAUAUACAUAUGAGCAUCAGUAUAACCUGCUUCUUGGUCUGGCUGCAAAAAUGUCUGAAGAGCCAUUCAGACUUCUGAUUGUGGAUUCGGUGAUUGCCCUCUUUCGAGUUGACUUUACAGGACGAGGAGAGCUUGCAGACCGCCAGCAAAAACUAGCUCAGAUGCUUUCCCGACUAACGAAGAUAGCUGAGGAGUUCAACGUUGCUGUGUACAUGACCAACCAAGUGAUAGCCGACCCUGGUGGUGGAGUGUUCAUAUCAGACCCAAAGAAACCAGCAGGAGGACAUGUGCUUGCCCAUGCUGCAACAAUCAGGCUGAUGUUCAGGAAAGGCAAAGGUGAACAGCGUGUCUGCAAGGUGUUCGAUGCCCCAAACCUGCCCGAGGCUGAAGCAGUUUUCCAGAUAACUGCAGGAGGCAUUGCCGAUGCAAAGGACUGAAGUUGACGGCCUUCGUCGACACAAGAGGCAAAUGGAGAUGCUAUCCAUAUAAUCGUAAUUUGGUUCAAAACUUUAGUGAUACGCAAAGUAACUUUCUUAAGAGUUGUCGGCGCACGAGAGCAUGUUCACUCUUGCCUGUGCUCCGAGGUAUAGCUUCAUUUUGUUGAGCAUAAACAUAGUGCUGUAGCAACAACAUAUGUUAGAAAUUACUAGUCGAAUAUCAUAACAUCUACUUCACUUUAACAUGCUUCCAUUACACGGUUCUUGAAUGCAUCUUCGGGGAAAAGAUCAGCCCCCAAGGGCGCAGUAUUAUUUGAUGUUCUAUGCCAGAAGGUUCUGAGGGCCGUUACAGCUUAUAGUUUUGAUAGUGAGCAA